Messenger RNA from Dryobates pubescens (Downy woodpecker), 3822 nucleotides. RefSeq lists its product as uncharacterized. Gene Ontology annotation, cellular component: cell surface. Gene Ontology annotation, biological process: cell-matrix adhesion. The record is from RefSeq and is a predicted model, not a curated record. NCBI's taxonomy places the organism in Eukaryota, Metazoa, Chordata, Aves, Piciformes, Picidae.
AUGGCGGCCGCGCCGCCGCCAAGCGCCGCCGCCGGCGGGGAGGACGGCGCCACCGCCUGUCGUAAAAAGGGCAGCGCCACACUGCCGGAAAGCGCGGCGGAGGGGGGCGGGGCUCGGCGGAAGGGGGGCGGGGCUCGGCGGAAGUGGGCGGGGCUCGGCGAAGCGGGCGGGGUGCGCGCUCGUCCCGUGGCGGGAGGCUGCGGGGGGCUGCGGCUUGCAUCGCUUGGAAGUAGCCUCGAGCAAAAGCCUUUUAGCCGAGGGCAGAUGGCUCUGCAAGACACAAACCUGCAGGGCCCUGGUGACCCCCUGGCCUUUGCAGCAGUGCCCGGGGGCUGGGGGCUGGUGGGCAGGGCGGGCUCCAUCCUGGCAGCAGUGCCCGGGGGCACUCCGCUGCCGCACGGCAGACCCAGCGCACCGGGCGCGGAGCUGGAGCCGAGUGCUCUUCCCCUGGCGGUCGCCAGGCAGGGGUGGGAUGGGGCUGGCCUCUCCGGGGCUGUGCGGGGCUUCGGUGCCAGCCCAGCUGCAGGCAGGUCCGGGGAGGGUCACUCGCACCCCCGGGAGCUGAGUCGCGGAGCCCCCGGGGGCCGUGGGAGCUCGCCGGGCUCCGGGGCGCGGAGCCGGCGCUGGAAGCCACUUUGGCAGCGGCAGCUUCCGGGCAGGGGUGCUUGGCUCCAGGACCUGCAGGAUGAUUUCCUCCCAUCCUUGUACUCCUGCCUCUCCCCCGAGCCUCCCAGGGCCCUGGAUCCACAGUUCUCCAUUCUCUUCUUUUCCAAAUACGACUCCAAGAAGCUUGCAGCUGCCCUGGCCAGGUUCAGCCAGAGGCUGUCUCAUGUGCCUCUCUCUCUGGAGUGGAGCCUGGUCUUCAUCAACGGCCUGUGGGAGAGGGUGCUGCAGGUGCCAGGCAUUGGCAGCCCAGCUGUCUUGUUCCAGUGGGUCCAUGGUGGGCUCCAGCCCCUCCUGGCCAAGCCCCAGGUUGCUGAUUGUCUCCAUGCCAAAAACAUCCUGUGUGAGACCUUCCAGGGGAUAGUGGCUUCCCUCAGUGGCAUCUACCCUGACCUGCCAGUGGAGGAGCAGAGGAACCUUUAUGCUGCCAUCAAGCACUACCUCCUCCAGGCUGGAGCUCAGCAGAAAUGCUUCAGUGCAGCCAUCCCAGGUCUGAACUCCACUGCUUGGUUUAAGAACUACCUUGGGCCCUUUAUGGAGCAUGCUACUGUUGCAGACCUGCAGCUCUUUGGGGAUGAGCCAACACUGCAAACCUUCGCCAGGGACCCUCUGAGCCUGCAGCUGGUCAGCAGCCUCACCCUGCCCUGGCAGACAGCUGUGUUCUACACCUCCCUGCUGACCUCUGCACCUGAUUUCCCCCUGGCCAGCCUUCCAGACAGAUUUGUUUGCUGCCUGAGCCCCUCAGCAGUGAGCAACCUGAGCAGGGCUGAGGCUUUGAGCUUGGCCCAGAGGAUCACCGAGAGCUGCCCUUGGAACCUGACGCACAGAGGACUAACCAGAGAGAGAGCUCCCUCCUCCCUGAGCAGAGAGGAGCUGCAGGUUGCAUCCUCUCUGGUGAGGAAGUUUGAGCGCUUCCCCCCCGCGCUGCUGCGUGCCCUGGGCCAGGCUGCAGUUGGCCUCUCCAUCUCUGACCUCGAGGACAGGAUCAGUGCCCAGGAGCUGGCUGCAGCGCUCCCUGCCCUGGCUGCGGUUCGAGGCUGGAGCGCUGAGCAGGCCAGCGCCAUCACCCGCAAGCUGCUGAGCUCUGGCUAUCAGGUGUCAGACGGGCAGAGCCUGGCCGGGCUGGGCGGCUUGGUGCCCGGGCUGGGCAGCGCCGCGCUCCGCGCUCUGCCUCCGGAGGCCGUCUCGGAAGCCGUGCGGCUGCCCGGGUUUGCUCAGCACCUGGAGGCUCUGCCCCCUGCUCUGAAGAUGGUGCUGGUGGAGAAGAUCUCCUCCCGUGUGAGCCACCCUGCUGAGCUGGUUCCCUGUGUCCCUGCUGCUCUGGCCAGGUACAUUCCUAAGUCCUUGCUUGUCUUUGGGGAAGAGCAGCCCAACAUCCAGGACCUCAACAGCAAGCCCUGGACCCCAGAGCAGGCUGCCAUGUUCUUCAGUGAUGUGGUGAAGGCAGAGCCUGACUUCAGCAGGCUCUCCCAGUCAGUCCUCCAGGGCUUCACCUGUGCAGCUGCCAAGGAGACAGCAGCAGCAAGAUUCCAGGAGCUGGCCAGAGUGAUGAAGAGGAAGGAGGUCAAGCUGGGAGAAGACCAGCUGAGCUGCUUGGUGAAGCUGGUGACCCUGCAGGGGAUUCCCAAGGACUUGGACAGCUACCCCAGGGAGCUGCUGCUGUUCUUAAGUCCCUCAGACUAUGCAGCCACAGGAAGCUGUCUGCAGUUCUUUGCUAAUGUUGGGGAAGCCAACCUUGAUGUUCUGCCAAGAGAAUCACCUCAGAGGAAAGAGCUGCUGCUGGAGGCUUUGGCAUGCCUGGGAGUUCCUGGCCCCCAGGUGGAUGAGGAGAGUGCAGAGCUCCUGGGCCAUCUGCUCUGUGAGCUGGGGGGGCAGCACAUCAGGAGUUCUGGGGGGCACCUGCUGAAGCACCUGAGCCGCUGUGACUCCUUCCUGCCUGAGCAAGAGGAGGCCAUUAGGAGUGUCCUCAGCAGUGGCAACACCUCCUUUGGGCCUCCUGCAGAGUGGUCAGCUCUUACCUUGAAGGAGCUCAGUGGCUUGAUUCCUGUCUUGGAUCACAGCAUCUUGCAGGAGAUCCCCAGGGAUGCUUUAACUCUCUGGCUGAAAAGUUUUGCCCGGGAUUCCCCUCUCUCGAGGGAGGAGCUGGCCAGCAUCGCUGAGGAGCUGCAGCCCAGCAGGCACAAACGAGCAGACGGUGAGGGAGCCGGGAAGGAGAUAACGGAGGAGGUGCUCAGUGACGACACCAUGAACAUCUACUACAGCCCAGCAGAGCUGCAUGCCUGCCUGAGGAAUGUCUCCCUGGAGAACUACCUCACCCAGAUCCUGGUCUACCCCUUCAGUGACCCCCAGCUGGCUGCCAUGAAGCAGCACCUGGACGAGACGUACCCUGAUGGCUAUCCUGCAAGCCUGCUGCCCAAGCUGGGCCUGCUCCUCUCUUUUGUCACUCCUGAGGAGGUUUCCAGGUGGAACAUCACUUCAGCUGAUGUCCUGGCUGGCAUCCUGAGAAGUCAGCCCCCUGAGCAGCAGGCCUCCGCAGCCGUCCGACGCUACCUGGCCCUGGGCAGCCCCCUGGAUGCCACAGCUCUGGAGGCCAUUGGCACCACCUACAUCUGCCUGCUGGAUGGGGCUGAGCUCAACAUGAUAGAGCCCAGCAGCCUGAAAAUGGCAUCUCUGAACCCUGCAGCCUGCUCUGAGACCACAAAGGACAUCUUGUAUGCUAAAGCCAAAAGGGCUUUCUCUGGGCAGCCUUUCCCUGCUUACUAUGAACUUAUUGAACCCUACCUUGGGGGUGCUCCUGCAGCGGAUCUCCGAGCCCUGAGCACGAGGAACCUGAACAUGGGCAUCAGCACUCUGGUGAAGCUCAGGAGAGACUCCCUGAUGAGCCUGACACCUUCUGAGGUCCAGGGCUUGCUGGGGAUUAACCUUCCUGACCUGCAGAAGUGGCAGCACAGAGCUCCCAUCUGGCAGUGGAUCCAGCGGCAGAAGCAGUCAGAGCUGGAGCAGCUGCGGCUCGGCCUCACGGGGGGCACACAGAAAGGCUACAUCAACCUGGCCCUCCCCAGAGCCCAGGUUCGAUCCUCAGCCUCCCUGGCUGCUGUGGCCCUCCACCUCCUGCCUGCUCUGCUUACCAGCUGCCUGCUGCUGUCCAUCCUGGCAUGA